AUGAACCUAGUAUCGGUUUGGAACUGUGGAAGAUCUGUGUGGAUAUUACUGAUAAUUUAUGUGGAGUAUAUAGUUACUCUGGAUGAAUGGAAUGGAAAGUGGUGUCCACGGGUACAAACAAGAAUGGUAACAUGUCGACAACCAAGAUGGGACUGGAAUCAAGACAGAAGAGGAUCACAAGGUCCGAUGAAAAAGUACUAUACAGUAGUUUAUAGAAAACAGAAAGAAAUCAAAUGGAGAUGCUGUCCUGGUUUUCAGGGGGAACAUUGCGACUUAGAGUGUUUUAAUUGCACGACCAUACAAGAAUUAAAAUCUAGAAUAUCAAAUACAGAAGGUAUAGUACGGAAGUUAACGUACCUGCGUCACGGAGGAGAUAAUAAAAACUAUCAAACAACAUCUUCGCAAUGUUCAUGUCCACGAGGAGAGAAGGGUGAACGAGGUGGUCGUGGUGUACCUGGUAUUCCUGGAAGACCAGGAACUACGGGACCUCCUGGCCCUAUUGGUCCUAAAGGUGAAUCGGGUACAUCAUCGGCAGCACCACAAGCCAUCAUGUCAGGAAAGAUGGGACCACCCGGUAUACCCGGACUCCGUGGGGAUAGUGGGAAACCUGGUAUGAAAGGAGAAAGGGGUAACCCUGGAUUAAAGGGAGAACCUGGAGAAGCUGUUCUGAUCAACAAAGAUAACUUUAAAGAUCGGGAUAAUACAAUUGCUUUUUUCGAGGAAAGGCUUCAGCUGUUAGAAUCCAAAAUAACUAAAUUAGAGGACAAGUUAAAUAGAACAGAAGAAAGGAAAGAGAAUUAUGAAGUAUUGGAAGCCCGUGUCGUAUUAUUAGAAGAAAUAUUCUCCAAAUUAUCAGCACUGAAGUUAGACGAUGAGAAUGAUCUUGCUCCGAUCCUUAGAGCUUUAGCUGAUCAGCAUGCUGCAGUAUCAUCCAAGAAAUCAGGGAAACCCGACUCUCAACCUUUCAACAAGUAUAUAGGCAAAGACCCUGCCCAUAAACAAAAACCUCAUGAUAGAAAGAGAAAACAUCCCCGCGGUCGCAGUUGA
Messenger RNA from Lottia gigantea (owl limpet), 1047 nucleotides. RefSeq lists its product as hypothetical. Bases 1 to 1047 code for a protein of 348 amino acids. Lineage: Eukaryota; Metazoa; Mollusca; Gastropoda; Lottiidae. The transcript is spliced from 8 exons. The record is from RefSeq and is a predicted model, not a curated record. Gene Ontology annotation, molecular function: protein binding.